Molecule: messenger RNA, 1595 nt
Organism: Limanda limanda (common dab)
Lineage: Eukaryota; Metazoa; Chordata; Actinopteri; Pleuronectiformes; Pleuronectidae
Product: 4-galactosyl-N-acetylglucosaminide 3-alpha-L-fucosyltransferase 9-like
Exons: 1
Coding region: 75-1295 (406 amino acids)
Cellular component (GO): membrane
Molecular function (GO): alpha-(1->3)-fucosyltransferase activity
Source: RefSeq, a predicted model, not a curated record
GAGAGUAUGUGCCUGUGUGUGUCUGUCUGUUUAGACACAACUGACAAAUGUGUGGAUUAAGUACAUAAUUGAAGAUGGGGAAAUUUCAUCAUGUGGCGGCAAUAAUCAGGGAAAUGAAACUCCAGGAGAGCAGCGGAACAGUAGGGGAUGUAUAUUUAAUCAUGUAUAUAAUAUAUCACUUAUAUCGUUUAAAAUAUAUCAAUUUUCAGUGUGUUUUUCGGCCCGAUACGCUGUGCUGGGCAAUCUUAGCUAUUGUUGGCCUUAUCUACUGUGUUAUUUCUUUAUCUGUAUAUUUCGAGCCUCCAUCUCCUGUGUGUCCGACUAUGUCUACAGUAGCCGAUGAAAAAACUUAUGAAGCCACAGGGGCAACUGAAAAGCCCAUCGUUUUGCUGUGGUUCUGGCCUUAUGGUGUGAUGUUUGAUCUCCAACUCUGCCCAAGCCACUUCAACAUUGAUGGCUGCAUUCUGACUGCUGACAGGUCAUUGUACAGCCAAGCCGAGGGAGUCAUCAUCUUCCAAAGAAGCAUAAACUGGAAUUUGGAAAACCUGCCCAAGGAGCCACGUCCAUAUUUUCAGAAGUGGAUUUGGUUCCAUGUGGAAUCUCCCACGAACACGCAGAAGAGACCAGGUCUGGAAAAUCUGUUCAACUUAACAAUGAGCUACAGAAGAGAUGCUGACAUCACAGUGAGGAAUGAGGUGACGAUCAAGCAAACAGAGACAAAGGAGGAAGUUGUUCUGCCCAAAAAGGACAAACUGGUAUGUUGGGUUGUCAGUAACACCGACCCAGCUACUGGAACGUCUGUAAGAGAGAAAUAUUAUGCAGAACUGUCCCAACACAUAAAGGUUGAUGUCUUUGGUGGUUUUACGGGGCAGCGGUUGAAAUAUGAAGACUAUUACCCCACCCUUGCGAGUUGUAAGUUUUAUCUCUCAUUUGAGAACUCGCUCCACGUGGACUACAUAACAGAGAAGGUCAACGGGCCCCUUGUAGCAGGGACCGUCCCUGUAGUUAUGGGUCCACCAAGGGAAAACUACGAGCAGUUCCUUCCCGAUGGUUCCUUCAUUCACAUAAAUGAUUUCCCUGAUGCUAAAGGUCUGGCAGAGUUUCUGCAACGCCUGGACAAGGACCAUGAAGCAUACAUGAGUUACUUUGAGUGGAGAAAGUACUAUGAAGUCACUGCUCAUCUUUUGUCAGUGAGCAAUGAAUUCAUUCAUCCUGUCUGCCUCGCCUGUGACCACAUCUCAAAGUACAAAGAAUACCAUGUUGUCAAUGAUCUUUAUGGUUGGUACUUUUCAUGAAAACUACAGUGAGAACAUCAUUUGACAGACUAUAAACUAGAACCUAUUCUUUGAAUUUGUGUGAUUGCUUUGACCCUUUAUAGAGUAAUGAUUUUAUAAAAUAAUCAAUAUAGUUCACAUGGUAACCGCUGAUAUUAUUAUCAUCAUAUAUAUUUGUUAUGUAGAUCACUCUUAGCACAGAUGGGCCUUGGUGAGUACACUUUGCAGAGUAAAACUGGAGCUGAUGAAAAUCGUGCUGCAAAUGUUCUCUGUUCUGAGUCACUUUGAAUUGUUUUGAUUACGUCUAAACAACUAAGUAAA